AUGCCUGUCAACAGCACUGCCGUGUCCUUGGCCAAUGCUACCUACAUCACUGUGGAGAUUCUCAUUGGGCUCUGUGCCAUAGUGGGCAAUGUGCUGGUCAUCUGGGUGGUCAAACUGAACCCCAGCCUGCAGAACACCACCUUCUAUUUCAUUGUCUCCCUAGCCCUGGCUGACAUUGCUGUCGGGGUGCUGGUCAUGCCUUUGGCCAUUGUCAUCAGCCUGGGUGUCACAAUCCACUUUUAUAGCUGCCUUCUCAUGACCUGCCUGCUGCUGAUCUUCACCCACGCCUCCAUCAUGUCCUUGCUAGCCAUUGCCGUGGACCGAUACCUGCGGGUCAAGCUCACGGUCAGAUACAAGAGGGUCACCACUCAAAGAAGAAUAUGGUUGGCUCUGGGCCUUUGCUGGCUGGUGUCAUUCCUGGUGGGAUUGACUCCCAUGUUUGGCUGGAACAUGAAACUGAACUCAGAGUACCACAAAAAUCUCACCUUCCUUUCCUGCCAAUUCCGUUCCGUCGUGAGGAUGGACUACAUGGUCUACUUCAGCUUCUUCACUUGGAUUUUCAUUCCCCUGGUUGUCAUGUGUGCCAUCUACCUUGACAUCUUCUAUGUCAUCCGGAACAAACUCAAUCAGAACUUUUCUAACUCCAAAGAGACAGGUGCAUUUUAUGGACGGGAGUUCAAGACAGCCAAGUCUCUGUUUCUGGUUCUUUUCUUGUUUGCUUUGUCCUGGCUGCCUUUAUCCGUCAUCAAUUGUAUCAUCUACUUUAAUGGUGAAGUACCACAAGUUGUGCUGUACUUGGGCAUCCUGCUGUCCCAUGCUAACUCCAUGAUGAACCCUAUCGUCUAUGCUUAUAAAAUAAAGAAGUUCAAGGAAACCUAUCUCUUGAUCCUCAAAGCCUAUGUGAUCUGCCAGCCCUCUAAUUCCUUGGACUCAAGCACUGAGCAGACUUCUGAGUAGCUAUCCAUGAAAGAUGACUCUCCGUCCCAUUGACCUUCAGAUUCAGCAUGGACAAACACUUGAGGGCCUAUCCACCUGGGCCAUGGGCUCUCACAUGUUUGAUUUCUUCCAGUGAUGUGGGAAGCAUUUGGCUGGCUGCCUCCAAUUGUAUCUUCCCUACUACCCUCUUUCUCUAAUUCAAUUUUUUUCUUGUCCUUCUUUUCUAAUUCAAUUUUCUGGGUGUCUGACUUGAGGACAAUGUUCUAUUGUUACUACUGCCUGUGUUCCUCCUUCCCAAACAGAAGUCAUGUAACCUGAAGGAUGCCUCAUUGGCUUACUGACCAAAGGAUCCCAACUGGGCUGGACGCGUACAUAAUGGUGACUCAGUUCUACUCCAUUAUGGAAUUAAGCAGAGAACCCUGCUCUCAGCAGAUGCCUGGAGGAUGGAUGGAAUGCAAG
Molecule: messenger RNA, 1395 nt
Organism: Balaenoptera acutorostrata (minke whale)
Lineage: Eukaryota; Metazoa; Chordata; Mammalia; Artiodactyla; Balaenopteridae
Gene: ADORA3
Product: adenosine A3 receptor
Exons: 2
Coding region: 1-957 (318 amino acids)
Biological process (GO): G protein-coupled adenosine receptor signaling pathway
Cellular component (GO): synapse; dendrite; membrane
Molecular function (GO): G protein-coupled adenosine receptor activity
Source: RefSeq, a predicted model, not a curated record